AUGUCUCAACAAGAAAACACGCCUGGUCGCAGACUACGGUCAGAACGUCGCCAUAGCACGGUACCUGUGGAAGAUGAGCCAACCAGAAAAUGGUCCCACGAAGAGGUUGUGUCUCACAGACUUGCAGGUGGGAGAAAGACUUUAGAUCAACUCAGGAUUGUUAUCGAAUCUUCCCUCGAUGAGUACUUCGAAAAGGAAUCCACCAAGGAUUGGGCCGCUGUCAUCAAAAGAGUCGCCAUUUCUCUCCCUCAUAGUUUGUAUGAGCUCAGAAGUGAAGCUUAUCGAACUCUGCAGCCAGAUAUCUAUCCCUAUGAUGAUGAAGCAGAUCGGCAAUAUGUUGGCAAGGCUAAGGAACACCAAGAGUCGGAACAGCCACAAAGAAUGGAUCCGUGGCCAAGGCUCAAGCGUUGUGUCGUCACUGAUAGUGAGGACGAAGAGAUUGUAAAGCCUGCAGAAAAGAAGGCAAAGACCGAGACCGACGCAAACAUUGUACAAGAGUCUGCGCAUGACUCGUUCACAAGUCAAGCUCUUUCGGAGCCACACAGCCUACCAGGUUCAGUUAUUACACCACAGGCCCCGGAGGAAGCCCAAGAAUUUGAUACUGUCCCCGAAGUUUUUACAGCCCUUGACUCAGAGACCAAAUCUGAGCGUAGUCGAGAUGUCGACAUGGAUGGACUGAAGGAGGAGAUCAAGGCUUGGACAGAGCAGAACAGGAAAACGCAGAAAUGGCUGAAAGAGGCUGAGGAAAUGAAAGCGUCAGCAGUUAGGCUCCAACGUAAGGUAUCGACCGGAAGAAGCCUAUUCAAAAGAUCGCUAGAAGAGCUGAAAGUCCAGAAUAGGUUUAUUCAAGACAAGGAUAAGCAAAUCAAACAGCUUUGCUUAGCCAAUUCCGAAAAAGAUCUUAUCAUAAUACGUCAUCAAGAAGACCUCAGAAAAGCAAAUGCCGCAAAUCGGCCUCAUGGAAAUGAGUCCCCAACGAUUCAGAUACUUCAACAAGAACUUUCGGAGAGAGAUGGCCAGAUUCGAAACCUGGACUUGAGAGUUAAUCAAGAGAAGCAUUUGAGAACUGCAGCUGAUCGAAGAGCGGAUCAAAGUGCGAGACAGAGCCAGAGGGCGGGUCAGCAGUAUCAAAAUGUUCUCGAGUAUAGCAGGACUGAGUACCAGAAAGCUUUGACCCUCAAACAACGGCUGGUUAGCACGGAGAGUCGAUUGAAGGCUGCUCAGAUGAGGGAGCAGCUUCAUUUCGCGGAAGACGAGAGACGGCUCCAGGAGAGGAAGGCGGCGAUGCAACACCGGGGUGGUGCUGGAAACGUCAAGUAG
Molecule: messenger RNA, 1320 nt
Organism: Hyaloscypha bicolor E
Lineage: Eukaryota; Fungi; Ascomycota; Leotiomycetes; Helotiales; Hyaloscyphaceae
Exons: 2
Coding region: 1-1320 (439 amino acids)
Source: RefSeq, a predicted model, not a curated record